Chanos chanos (milkfish) is the source of this 976-nucleotide messenger RNA. It is a transcript of the gene fam168b, whose product is annotated as family with sequence similarity 168 member B. The coding region runs from base 78 to 668 and encodes 196 amino acids. Lineage: Eukaryota; Metazoa; Chordata; Actinopteri; Gonorynchiformes; Chanidae. The record is from RefSeq and is a predicted model, not a curated record. The transcript is spliced from 7 exons.
UUUGGGAUAAAGAUCAUUGCAGAGAAGAAUCGGUGUCAACACAAGAACACCGACGAUCCAAUCAAGAGGUGGGAACCAUGAACCCUGUUUACAGCCCUGCACCAACAGGGGUUCCAUAUGCCAACCCUAAAGGAAUAGGAUACCCAGCUGGGUUUCCUGUAGGCUACGCGGCGGCUGCCCCUGCCUAUUCCCCAAACAUGUACCCCGGAGCAAACCCAGCCUUUCCCACAGGUUAUGCCCCAGGGACGCCAUUCAAAAUGUCAUGUUCUCCGACCACUGGUGCUGUCCCUCCCUAUUCCUCCUCACCCAAUCCUUACCCAGCGGCCGUCUACCCAGUGAGGAGCUCUUACCCACAACAGAACCCCUACGCACAGCAAGGCACUUACUACACACAGCCCCUGUUCGCUGCACCACCGCAUGUCAUUCAUCACACUACAGUGGUCCAGCCCAAUGGAAUGCCAGCAGCAAUGUAUGCCCCUCCCAUCCCACCUCCCCCCCGCCCAAACGGUGUUGCCAUGGGAAUGGUAGCAGGAACCACCAUGGCUAUGUCAGCGGGGACCUUGUUAACAACUCACUCCCCAACUCCAGUAGCCCCCCAUCCAGUCACGAUGCCCACAUAUCGACCCCCUGGCACACCCACCUACAGCUAUGUGCCUCCUCAGUGGUGAACAGAUGGCACUGUAAGACGAUGGUAGAUAUGCAUUUAAACAGUCCAGUAUUUUACAGUUGGAGCUGACGCCACCAGUUUCUCCACCCAGUUGUUCUUCCUUCCAAACCUAAUGUGAAUCUGAAUCCAAACGGCAGAAAAAAAAGGCUCCAUUUGGAAAGUGGACAAUGGCCCUUCCACUCUGACUACAUUACCCAGCAGCACUCUAAUCUCUUUGCGGCAUAUCUCACAUCAGACGACUAGUACUCCAUGCAAACUUGUGUUUUGUGGACUGUCUUGCAGUUUUUUAUAGCUAAAUCUUUAAGUGGU